Messenger RNA from Exophiala mesophila, 2250 nucleotides. RefSeq lists its product as uncharacterized. Gene Ontology annotation, molecular function: transcription cis-regulatory region binding; DNA-binding transcription factor activity. Gene Ontology annotation, cellular component: nucleus. The transcript has 5 exons. NCBI's taxonomy places the organism in Eukaryota, Fungi, Ascomycota, Eurotiomycetes, Chaetothyriales, Herpotrichiellaceae. The record is from RefSeq and is a predicted model, not a curated record. Gene Ontology annotation, biological process: positive regulation of transcription by RNA polymerase II. Bases 1 to 2250 code for a protein of 749 amino acids.
AUGCCAUGGUGUCUCGAUCCCAUCAUGGGUGCGCCAGAUGCAAGCGGCGCCGACAAAGGUGUGACGAGUCCAAACCCAGAUGUGGCCGAUGUGCCCAAGCAGAGACCACCUCCCUCGACAGGCCGCCAACCCCAGCAGCAACAGCAACUACCGUCUACAAACGCCGUCUCUAUUGACCCCGCCACAUCAAAGCCCUUGGGAAUUCGGACAGAUCUACCCAUACAAGUCCUCUCUCCUCAAAUUCUCGAGCUGGAUAUCUUGAGCUCGUGGACUGCAGCAGAGAAAUCUCUAUGGAGCCACUACAUCACUACCGCUUCCAUGGUGGCGAGCCAUGUCCAGCUUCGCGACCAGAUGUGUCUCCAGAUCCUACCCAUGGUCAUGCAUCUUCCAUCGUUGCUAUAUGGUACCUUGGCACUCUCUGCACUGCACCGGUCAGCCAUGCUCGAUACAGUUUCAACCCAAUUCCGUCCUGACGACACCAUCUCCAAUCUCAUGUCAAAGAGCUUGAGACACCUCCGUCAAGAGAUAACGAGUCACACCUUCCAUCAGAGGCUCAUUCUCCUCCACACAAUCAGGACAUUGUGUGUCUGUGAGAUUUAUUCAGGUAAGGCAGACUCUACAUGGCGCAUUCAUGUACAAGGUGCCCGGGCCAUAUUACAUUCCACCAAUCCCUCACCGCACGUCGGCAGAAGCAGUGAACCACAUUGGCUUACCCUCCGUUGGUACAACUCGAUGGAGGCUUUGACCGCUUUGACCCAUCGAGGUCCCGCACUGGACACAGAGGCUCAAAUUCAACGAUUCACGAAAAACAACCUAUUGGACGACCCUGACGACCAUACCUUAGAUAUUUAUACUGGUUACUCUGCGGAUCUCAAUAAUGUAUUCAAGAACAUAGGACUUUUAUCUGCCCAGCGACAGGCACUAUUGAAGUUCGGCAGCAACAAUUUUGAUACUGAGGCACACAAAGACCUUGACAGCCAAAUUGACCAUCUCGAGAGUACUGUGCAGGCAAUGAUCUGCCGGGAUGGCAAGGACGGCUUGAGAUUGCCCGCCAACCUCACCUUGCACAAAGACGAGCUCGAUCAGUUUAUUGCAUGCAAUCUCGCUUACCAACAUUCAGCCUUGUUACAUAUUUAUCGCAGGUUGCAGAACAAGUCGACGGAUUCUGUUGACGUUCAGUCCUCUGUUCACAAAAUUUUGGAAGUUGUCACCCGAGUUCUUCCUAUGCAACCAUUGUCUCCAUGGGCUCUCCUUACAACCCCUCUUUUCUCAGCUGGAUGCGAUGCUCUUGGUCAAGACAGGGUGUUGAUCCGCCGCCUGCUUUGCGACCUCUAUGCCACUCUUCGCAUUCGCAACAUCCUGCGAGCCAUUGAUAUACUUGAUAGGCACUGGGAAAUGCCACCGUUGCCCACCUGCAAGGUCUCCCAACCGAGAUGGGCUUCCCUGCAGCUCGACGCAAGUAUCCCAUUGUUUCUCCUCAAAUCCCAGAACCAGCUCACCCAUUUGAGCAACAUGAGCACAUCUGUUCGCGCAUCUACACGCACAAGCAUUCGAUGGCCGCCCGCCGAGGCGUCCGAACCUACAGAUACACUCGUACUGAGUGUCGGUGAUUACUACGUCGACCUACGAGUCGCUCUUAUCGACAACAGCAUUGACUGGGCCCUCGCAGGACAGCAUCAUGUUAUUUCCAACGAUCCAGUCACGGUUAGAUUUAGCCAUCCAUUCGACUCUCAUUAUGUUUUUGGUCAAGUCGAAGGUCCACCCGAUGAUGGACUAUUCACUGAGCUUCCCAACGGCGAUGAGCUGGAGACGGGGGUUAUGCCUGCACCUCACCUGGGUGGCAAAGUUCUUCCCUAUGAGGAAGUUUGGCACCAGUUGAAUCCGAUGCGGAAUUCUUCAGACGGUGACAAUGGCAGCCCCUCCUGGAUUUUGGAGAGCGUGGAUGGGACCAGAUCAACUGAUGGAGGGGUGACAGUCAAGUCUUAUUACGCCAAAACUGGUCGGUACUAUCUUGCUCUACGCCGCAAAGAAGACGCGAGCCGAUCGAUUCUUAGUUUCUCCGCCGUCCGACAGGAUUGGGACGAAGCUCAGUGCAUAUGGGUCACAAAAUAUGAGAUAGGAGAUAUCACUGGUAUGUUUGUAAUCCGAGAUGGUGUUGAAAACGAGGAGAAGUGGUUCGAGGGUGACCAAGUUGCCAUCGGCUCGGAGGAGGAAGCUUGUAUCGUCAGGGCCGUGGCAUUACAAUCAUAG